Messenger RNA from Triticum turgidum subsp. durum (durum wheat), 1041 nucleotides. Lineage: Eukaryota; Viridiplantae; Streptophyta; Magnoliopsida; Poales; Poaceae. The record is from the annotation of a GenBank genome assembly.
AUGGGGAUUACGGAUGGGGACUUGGUACUCGGGGUUGACACGGUCUGGCACGACGACCUUGACCACCAUGCCUGUAUCCGUUGGAUCUGCCGUAAACCUGCAUUUCAAAGGGCGAUACAUGAUCCACCGGUUCCACUGCCGAACAUCGCCAAAGAUGGACUCCAGCAUGUAGGAGACGAUGAUGGCAACUGCAGCGCCCCGGUUCUCCUCGUCUUUGACCCCGAGCGGAUCCUCCGCCCCAAGCUCGACCUUUUCGCCUCCCUAGGCUUCGAGCCCCGCAAGCUCGCCUCCGAGCCUUUCCUCCUCGGACGCAGCCUCGACAAGCACCUCGUCCCCGCCAUCCAGUUCCUCCGCGGCAUCAUCGGCAGCGACGACAACCUCCGCCUCGCUUUCCACCGCGCCCCCCGCGCCCUCUCUGUGGACCUCAACAACAACAUGCGCCCCGCCGUGGAAGCCCUCCGCCGGGGCGGCCUCGGAGAGGCCGACAUUUCGAAGCUCCUCGUCAUCCACUUGGGCGUGCUCAUGUCGUCACCGUAUCGCAUCGGCGAAAUCUUCGAGGAACUCAAGGCGAUGGGCAUGUCCAUCUUGGACCCGCGCUUCCUCUACUGCUUCCGUGCGAUGUCCAGUCUGAAGAGGGAGUCAUGGCUGCGGAAACUGGCAUUUUACCAGAGCUUCGGGCUGUCAGAGGGUGAGGUGCUGGAGGCCUUCAAGAAGCAGCCCACGAUAUUCCUUUUCACCGAUGAGAGCAUAAACAAGAAGGUCCGGUUCCUGCUGGACGAGCUGAAGCUCGGAAUACGUGAUGUAAUUGCGCGGCCUGUGGUUCUAGCUUAUAGCUUGGAGAAGUGCAUCCUGCCGAGGUGCGCCGUGCUGAGUGUGUUGAUGAGGGAGGGGAGGAUUCAGAGAGAUAGUAUCAAGUUGCUUCAGGCUUUGCUUGGCAGUUCCGGGAAUUUCUCGACCAGGUUUGUACUGAGGCACGCUGAUGAUGUGCCAGAUGUUGUUAAGGCAUAUGAGGGUAAGAUCAGAUUUGAAGGAUUCAAAUAG